AAUCACGCGCGCCCGCCUGCCCCGCCUGCCCCGGGACUGGCCAUGGCCGGGAGCCCGGUACCCAAGUCGCCCCUUGGGUAGAGCAGUUCCCGUUAACCUUAGCCACAAAGUCAAAGGUGGCAGGGCUGAGACCUCACCAGCACUGAUGCACUAGGAGGCCUGCAGGGAUGGAGAGCAGCCUGGCUGGUAGUAUCUCAGGAGAUGGGCUGGCAAGGAUCAAGCAGGAGGAGAAGCCAGAGUGGCCGUUACAGACUGUGGCAUCUCAGGCCGUGCUUCCGGAGAAGGACAAGGAAAACAUAUUUCAGCAGCAGAGUGGUCUCCCAUCCUGCCAGACCAUGGGGCGGCCCUGGGCUCUGGGGUCACAAGAGGAAACUGGGGGUGCACGGCGGGCCCCACUUCCUGAGCAGGAUGCACCGCUGGCUGCUCGAGUUCCAGGGACAGUUCCGGGUCCUCUGAGCACCUCACUUUCUGCGGGUGGGGCUCACUUUGUGUGCGUGGAUUGUGGGAAGAGGUUCAGCUGGUGGUCAUCCCUGAAGAUUCACCAGCGCACACACACAGGCGAGAAGCCUUACCUCUGCGGCAAGUGUGGCAAGAGCUUCAGCCAGAAGCCCAACCUGGUGCGCCACCAGCGCCACCAUACGGGCGAGAGGCCCUUCUGCUGCCCAGAGUGCACGAGACGCUUCAGUCAGAAACAGCACCUACUCAAGCACCAGAAGACACACUCUCGGCCUGCCACUCACUCGUGUCCAGAAUGUGAGCGCUGCUUUCGGCACCAAGUGGGCCUCCGCAUCCACCAGCGAGCACAUGCCCGAAACCACCUGGGUGCCCGUGUGAACUUACACGAGAUGCUCCGGUAUGCUGCUGCACGUCGCUGGGCCUGCCGCUUGCGCCCAGGAUCACCACGCGGGCACCCCGAGUGGGUCUGGCUGGGGCUCUGCCGGAGUUGGUGGGGUCAAAAUGGUGUCCGGACAACAACCCACAGCCGUUUAGGUCCCAGUGAACAGCGCCAGUUCAUCUGCAAUGAUUGCGGCAAGAGCUUCACGUGGUGGUCAUCGCUGAACAUCCACCAGCGCAUCCACACGGGUGAGCGGCCGUAUGCAUGCCCUGAGUGUGGCCGCCGCUUCAGCCAGAAGCCCAACCUCACAAGGCACCUACGCAACCACACCGGUGAGCGGCCACACCCUUGCUUGCACUGUGGACGCAGCUUCCGCCAGAAGCAGCACCUGCUCAAGCACCUGCGCACGCACCUGCCUGGUGCCCAGGCCGCCAGGUGCACCAGCUGUGGCCAGAGCUGCCCCAGCCGUGCGGCACUGCGAGCCCACCAGCGUGUGCACGCAGCUGCCGAGCUGCUGCGCUCGCAGUCUGCAGUCCGGGGUGGUGUGCCCGGCUCUGAGUCACAAGCUGAGGUUGCCCAGAGUGUGACUGUGAAGCCCCAAGGUCCCCAGGGUGCUAAGGGAGUGCUGUGUGACCAGGGGUGCGAGACCCUGGCUGUGCCCAGCGAGCAGCGCCAGUUCAUCUGCAACGAGUGCGGCAAGAGCUUCUCAUGGUGGUCAGCGCUCACCAUCCACCAGCGCAUCCACACGGGCGAGCGGCCCUAUGCCUGCCCAGACUGCGGCCGCUGUUUCAGCCAGAAGCCUAAUCUCACACGGCACCGGCGCAACCACACAGGCGAGAGACCCUACCUGUGCACAGCCUGUGGCCGCGGCUUCCGUCAAAAGCAGCAUCUGCUCAAGCAUCAGCGCGUCCAUCGUGGAGCUCAGGCACCACACCCUGGCCCAGAGGAAGAGCUGUAAUGUGCCCUGUGCAGCUGACGGUGGAGGAUGGUGGAGUGUGUGCCUGUAGGGUGCAUAUCAGGAACAGGAGAUGCUCCCCGAGUUAGGCUCAUCAAGGUUCUGAGGCCUGAGGAUGGUAUUCUAGAAGCAUCUCAAAGGAAGCCUAAAUAGUGCCUAGUAGGGGAGAUGAGAUCAAAGCCGUGAGUGUCUAGGAUGGGCUGUGAUUGUUAGUGUACCAUUCAGAAUUGGCCUCCAGCUAUAGGCACCUUGUGAGGGGCUGUUGGGAGCCUUAGGAAAGCCACCGUGUGUGAAAUGUCCUGGCACUGAUCAAUGGUAGCACUAGCCUGUCACAUAAGCUAUAAGAUGGUCAGUGGGGUGGUCCCUAUAGGAAAGACGGUAACACUCCAGGAUACCAAUAGAACAAAGGCUGUGGCUAAGAAGGGGUAAUUAUUUUCCCAGCACCAAGGACAGUGCCAAGCAGCCAUGCUGGAUGGUUUAAUGGUAGACACUGAGCCUCUUGCUGCUUGGGGUGCUAAGUACGCAAGACUGGCCUAACUGGCAAUGUGUAUGAUGAUUGGGGGCCAUGGUGCAGUCAGGUGGUCUCACCCAGAGCUUGGGGAAGUGGCUAUGCAAGAACAGGGUGUCUGUGCCAAGUGUGUGUGUUUCUGUGACUGACUUGGGUCCUUACCCAUACGGGUAUUGGAGAAAAAUGAAGGACUGAAUAUUCCA
Molecule: messenger RNA, 2501 nt
Organism: Arvicanthis niloticus (Nile rat)
Lineage: Eukaryota; Metazoa; Chordata; Mammalia; Rodentia; Muridae
Gene: Znf775
Product: zinc finger protein 775
Source: RefSeq, a predicted model, not a curated record